Messenger RNA from Nicotiana attenuata, 1634 nucleotides. Its product is annotated as beta-1,3-galactosyltransferase 7-like. The transcript has 11 exons. The record is from RefSeq and is a predicted model, not a curated record. NCBI's taxonomy places the organism in Eukaryota, Viridiplantae, Streptophyta, Magnoliopsida, Solanales, Solanaceae. Gene Ontology annotation, molecular function: beta-1,3-galactosyltransferase activity. Gene Ontology annotation, cellular component: Golgi membrane. Bases 76 to 1248 code for a protein of 390 amino acids.
CCCUCUCUGUCGUUCAUGGAAUAAAGACACAAGAAAACCCCGCGCUCUCCUCGUCCUGCCUCAGAAAGUAAAAUUAUGAAGAACCGAAACAGAGGCAAAGUCUCACCUAAAUGGAUUGCUAUUCUUUGCAUCUUCAGCUUUGCUCUUGGCAUGCUUUUCUCUAAUCGAGUUUGGACUCCCCCAGAAUCAGAUGGAAGGAUCAUGUUUGGAAGGCGCCAUAAACAAGAGAGAGACUUGGCUUCUGUUUCUGACAAUUGUGAUUCCAAAAAUAGUCAGAAGGAGGACAUAGUGGGAGAGUUUAACAAAGCCGAAGUAGCUAUCCACUCGUUGGAUAAUUCAAUUGCUAAGAUUCAAAGUGAGCUACCUUCAAUUAGGAGAACUGAAGCAGUUCCUUCUACAAGCGCAGAUUCUGAAAGAAAUGGGACGAGAAAGAAGGCAUUUAUGGUUAUCGGAAUAAACACUGCCUUCAGUAGUAGAAGGAGGCGUGAUUCUAUUAGAGAAACCUGGAUGCCUCAAGGUGAAAAACUACUUAGAUUAGAGCAAGAAAAGGGGAUCAUUGUGCGCUUCAUGAUCGGCCACAGUGCAACAUCAAAUAGCAUUUUAGAUCGAGCCAUUGAUAGUGAAGACGAUCAGCAUAAGGACAUUCUUCGACUUGAUCAUAUAGAAGGUUAUCAUGAGUUAUCUGCGAAGACCAAAGCUUUCUUCUCGGCUGGAGUUGCAAAAUGGGAUGCUGAGUUCUAUGUAAAGGUUGAUGAUGAUGUUCACGUCAAUUUAGGUACACUAGCUGCAACUCUUGCCAGGCACAGGUUAAAACCCAGGGUGUAUAUAGGAUGCAUGAAAUCCGGGCCAGUUCUAUAUAAAAAGAGUGUUAAGUACCAUGAACCUGAGUUCUGGAAAUUUGGAGAGACGGGAAAUAAGUACUUCCGACAUGCAACCGGACAGAUAUAUGCCAUCUCAAAAGAACUGGCAACCUACAUUGCCAACAACAAACGUAUUCUGCAUAAAUAUGCAAAUGAAGAUGUGUCACUCGGGGCAUGGUUGAUUGGUCUAGAAGUUGAGCACAUUGAUGAUCGUAACAUGUGCUGUGGAACUCCUCCUGAAUGUGAAUGGAAAGCACAAGCAGGUAAUAUUUGUGUGGCAUCAUUUGAUUGGAGCUGCAGUGGAAUUUGCAAAUCAGUCGAAAGAAUCAAGCACGUGCAUGCAAAAUGCGGCGAAAGGCCUGCUACUCUAUGGGGUGCUCUCAUAUAGUCAUCACUAAUCUCAUUGUCAGAAGGUAUUCUUCAACUAUGAUAUCUGUCCUCUCAGCUUUAAGAGGAGAUCAUUUGGAAGGACGCGGCCCAAGCUACCAAAGAAAACUAGUAGUGCAGAGCUUGGUGGAGAACUUAUCACUGCUGUUUAUAUGACGCGAAAACAAAUAUACAUAUUGCUUGCUAGAGGCUGUUGAUAAGAAGGAGAGCAUAAAUAGUAGGAAGAGUUUAGUCUUCAUUUAGUAUAAUUCUUUCCACAGAUGAGAGCGGAUUGGAUGUUAGUUACUAGAUUUCUAAUUCCACUGUAUAUUGUGACAUACUUUUUUUGUCCAACUCUUGGUUAUGAUUGCCAAUGAAAUAUUCCCUCAUCUCCACAAGCUUUUCAUA